AUGUGGCCAUGGGCGGCGCUGGUGCUGGUCGCGCUCUACUUGCAUCCGGCCGCGGCGGCGUCGGCCGAUACUGUGGCGGCGGCGUCCUACAUUGUGCACAUGGACAAGUCGGCCAUGCCGGGGGUGUUCUCGAGCCACCUGCGCUGGUAUGAGUCCACGCUCGCCGCAGCCGCCCCGGGAGCGGACAUGUUCUACGUCUACAACCACGCUACGCCCGAGUUCCUCGGCCUCGGUGUCGGCGCGACCGGGGGAAUAUGGGAGGCGUCCGAGUACGGCGAGAACAUGAUCAUCGGCGUGGUGGACACGGGCGUGUGGCCCGAGAGCGCGAGCUUCAGCGACGACGGGCUCCCCCCGGUGCCGGCACGGUGGAAGGGCUUCUGCGAGUCCGGCCCGGCGUUCGACGCGGCCAAGGCGUGCAACCGGAAGCUCGUCGGCGCGCGCAAGUUCAACAAGGGCCUCAUCGCCAACUCCAAUGUGACCAUCGCAGUCGACUCCCCGCGAGACUCGGAAGGCCACGGCACGCACACGUCAUCCACGGCGGCCGGCUCGCCCGUGUCGGGCGCGUCCUUCUUCGGCUACGGGCAAGGCGUCGCUCGCGGCAUGGCGCCCCGCGCCAGAGUGGCGGUGUACAAGGCCCUGUGGGAGGACGGCGCGUACGCUUCCGACAUACUCGCCGCCAUGGACCAGGCCAUCGCCGACGGCGUCGACGUGCUCUCCCUCUCCCUUGGCUUCAACGGCCGGCAGUUACACGAAGACCCCGUCGCUAUUGGCGCAUUCGCGGCCAUGCAGCGCGGCGUCUUCAUGUCAACCUCGGCCGGUAACGACGGGCCGGAUCCCGGGUACCUUCGGAACGGCUCGCCGUGGGUGCUCACCGUCGCGGCGGGCACGGUGGACCGGGAGUUCUCUGCCGUCGUCCGGCUCGGCGAGGGCACGACCUUGGUUGGCGAAUCGCUGUACGCCGGAACCCCACACAGACUCGGAAACGCCGGGCUCGUGUUCCUCGGCCUGUGCGACAACGACACGGCGCUCGCAGCGAACCGCGGCAAGGUCGUCGUCUGCGACGUGCCGUACAUCGACGCCCUGACCCCCGCGAUAUCGGCGGUGAAAGCCGCCAAGGUGCGCGCAGGGCUGUUCCUGUCCAACGACACGUUGAGGGAGCUAUACGAGAACUUCCCAUUUCCGGGCGUGAUCCUGAAGCCGCAGGGCGCCCACGCGCUGCUGCACUACAUCCAGAGGAGCCGCACGCCCAAGGCCUCCAUCAAGUUCGCGGUGACCGUGGUGGACACGAAGCCUGCGCCGCAGGUGGCGACCUACUCGUCGCGCGGCCCAUCGCGGAGCUGCCCCACGGUGCUCAAGCCCGACCUGCUCGCGCCCGGCUCGCUCAUCCUCGCCAUCGUCACCGACGCAGGGACGCAGUCGCCGCUGUUCAGCAAGUUCAACGUCAUCUCCGGCACGUCCAUGUCGUGCCCACACGGCCACACGCGUCAGGCGUGGCGGCGCUGCUCAAGGCCGUGCACCCGGAAUGGAGCCCCGCGGCAGUGCGGUCGGCGAUGA
This is a messenger RNA of Triticum turgidum subsp. durum (durum wheat), 1554 nucleotides long. The record is from the annotation of a GenBank genome assembly. Lineage: Eukaryota; Viridiplantae; Streptophyta; Magnoliopsida; Poales; Poaceae.